AUGGAAAUGCAAUUCUUCAACACAUUAAAAAUUCGACCUCUGCAAAACGAAGAGAAAAAUGAGAAUGCCCAAAACAUUGGCAACGCUUGUUUACUCUUCGUCGUUGCCUCACAAAUUGAUUCCCAUGUCCACGGGACAGACGAAGAGUCUUUCACAUCGAUUGUUAUAUCUCAAAACGGCCUCGAUUUCAUUAAGGACUUACUCAUAACGAAAGAAAUAGCUUCAAUAGUCCCGCUAAAGCUGCCCAAGAUCGAGAAAACAGUUAAAAUUCCGCUUGUGGGAAAUGUUCGGAUGCAUUUAUCAAAUACCACGAUUUAUCGGAUGGAUGUUUUGUCCUCUUAUGUUAAGUCCGGAGAGUCGGGUGUAGUGAUUGUUGCUUCUGGAAUCACGUGUAGUUUGAGCAUGAAUUGGUAUUAUGAGUACAGCACUUGGUUAGUUCCAGUCGAUAUUUCUGAUAGAGGGAGAGCUUAUCUUCAGAUUGAAGGCAUGGAAGUAGGACUUACAUUAGGCUUGAAGAACCACAAAGGAACUUUGAAGCUAUCCAUCAUUGACCGUGGUUGUCAUGUCAAAGAUAUCUCCAUAAAAUUGGAUGGAGGAGCUUCAUGGCUCUAUCAAGGGAUGGUUGAUGCAUUUCAAGAACAGAUAGGUUCUUCAGUGGAAAAUGCUAUCACCAAGAAACUUGAAGAAGGAAUUUUAAAACUUGAUUCCUUUCUACAGUCUCUUCCAACAGAAAUUCCAGUGGAUGAUCAUGCUUCAUUGAAUGUAACAUUCAUCGGCAGCCCUUUAUUGAGUAGUUCUUCUAUUGGGUUUGACAUCAAUGGAUUAUUUACAGCUAGGAAGAAGGUUCCAUCCCCAGAGUACUUUCAUCUGAAUUUGCAACCUUCAGUGUCAUGUACAGAUCAAUAUAAAAUGGUUGGAAUUUCACUGGAUGAGGCCGUAUUUAACUCUGCAUCAGCCUUAUACUAUGAUGCAGAAUUUUUGCGGUGGACUGUGGAUAAAGUGCCAGAUCAGUCUGUUUUAAACACUGCUGGAUGGAAAUACAUUAUUCCCCAGCUGUACAGGAAAUACCCAAAUGAUGAUAUGAUGUUGAAUAUCACUCUUUCUUCUCCUCCAGUCAUUAGGGUUUCAGAGCAUAGUACUGAUGCUACCAUGAACCUAGACUUGAUUAUUUAUGUUUUGGAAGAAGAUAAAGCUAUACCUGUUGCUUGCAUUGCAGUGGUUGUCUGUGGCUCAGGUUCUGUUAAAAUAUCAGGUAAUAACCUUGCUAGUAGUGUGAAAUUGAACGACUUUACAAUGUCUUUGAAGUGGAGCAAAAUUGGUAAUCUACGAUUGUAUCUCAUUCAGCCGGUGAUGUGGACUAUCAUCCAAACUGUUUUAUUGCCGUAUGUUAAUUCGCAUCUUGGACAAGGCUUCCCCUUGCCCAUCAUUCAUGGUUUCACCCUUAAGAAUGCUGAAAUUAUAAGCUCUAGUUCAAAGAUUACCAUUUGCAGUGAUGUGGCAUAUACAGAGUCUCUCAAUCUGAAUCAGCUUCUUUUCAAUUUAAGUAGAUACACCAUUUCAUAUUAAGACAUCAGGAAACGCAUACGGAGAGGAAACAAAGUUUGAGAUUCCACCACCCUUUGUAUAGUGCUGUUACACAUUUAACGUUAGCUUUGAUGUUUCAGCUUUUGGAUGUAUAAAUUAUGAUAUAAUUCUUUGUAUGUUGAAGGUCCUACUAUUUGCAAGGUAUGCAUGGUUUAUCUUAAUUUCUUCAACAAUAUGAAAGUAGCCUACCCAACUGUUUACUAUGAAUUAUUAUAUUUUUGUAUGAAUGAAAUAAAAAAAAUCGCUUAUUGGUUCUCUUA
Messenger RNA from Mangifera indica (mango), 1844 nucleotides. Its product is annotated as putative BPI/LBP family protein At1g04970. The transcript has 7 exons. Lineage: Eukaryota; Viridiplantae; Streptophyta; Magnoliopsida; Sapindales; Anacardiaceae. Gene Ontology annotation, molecular function: lipid binding. The record is from RefSeq and is a predicted model, not a curated record. The coding region runs from base 1 to 1566 and encodes 521 amino acids.